CAGUAGUUAUUUUACAGGGUUAAAUCAUUCCAUGGGAUCAUGCAUAGACAGCGCUCAAUAUUGCAGGGCAUAUUAGGAUGCUUUUGGUUGUAUUUUUAAAAACUAACGCCGUGCUGUGUAUUAGUUAGCAGCUAUGUCUGUUUUACAUUCCGACAGUGGAAGAUUUUUCAUACCGGAGGAUUUAGUUUAUAAAAUGGAAUGGGACGAAGAGGAUAGUAUAGAUCACCAGUUACUCAUACAAAAAGCUGAUACGUUAGCAUCACAAAAUCGUAUUAAAGAAGCACUUGAUUUGUUUUCAGUGGCUAUAAAGCAUGGAUCGGUGAGGCCAGAACAACUAAGCACUUUAGUAGACUGCGUUCUGCGGAAUUUCAAGGUGGCAUACGGUUCAGACACCGACAAGACUACACCAUCAAAGAAUGACAGCUACAGGGAAGACCCCGGUGAUAAGUUUUGCUGUCCAGGAUGCCAUAGAUUUCUCAGUGAACCGGUGACUGUUGCUUGUGGACAUACAUAUUGCAAACGCUGUUUACAACUAGAACUAUAUUCAAAAUGCAAGCUCUGUAAUAAUGAUAUGGAUACGAGGUGCGGUUCAGGCCAGCCACAUAGAACCAAUGUGAUACUCUCAGGUCUCCUGGAAAAAUGGUUCCCCGAUGAGACAAAAGUGUCAAAAGUCAUUUUGGAAAUUGAAGAUCUGACCAGAAGACGACGCUUUGAAGACGCCUUGGUUCUGUCCAGUAAUAUGAUUGAGUCAGAUCCGGGUGAGGUCUUGGGGAGAAUAUUCAGAGCUGAGGCCUACGCUGGACUCAAACAGUACGAGUUGGCCCUGAAGGAACUGGAGGAGCUGUGUUUGAACUCACUUGGCAGCCCAGAGGUGUAUUUCCAGAAAGGCAAAAUCCUCCAGGAGAUGGGCUGCGCCAACAAAUCGCUGCAGGUGCUGCUCCAGUGUCUGGCUUUAGACGGGGACUUCGCCCCGGCCAAAAAGGAAGUCGAAAAGAUUGUGUAUGAUUUGGUGUCACCUGAUUGUCAGAAGGUGAAAGAGGGCCUACAGGAAAUGGCCCAAGGCUCCGCCCCCGGACUGCGUACCAAAACGCCGGUGGGUGACGGGCAGGCCAAAGCUCCAUACCAUAAGGAGAAAUGCGAUACGGCGAGCUCGUCGGAGAGCGAGGAGCAGCCGGGCCUCGGUCGGGCCUCGUCGCUGCGCCCCCCCGGACGUCUGCGCGGGUCCGGGACCGAGGAGGGCCUGAAGAGGGUGUCCUCCGCCCCCCAGCUGGGCAGGCAGGACAGAGGGGGAGCCCUGUUAAAGAGGAAGCUGUCCGUAUCUGAGGCCGAGCCCUCAGCCGUCCGCAGAGGAGCGAGCAAACUCAAGAAGCAAGGAGGUGAGUGUGACACGUGGGACUGCUCUCCUGCCCCCUGCAGGGUGGCUCCUGCUGGCUCGGUGGAGGCCAGCGAUUUCGAGUGCCCCCUCUGUAUGAGAUUGUUCUAUGAGCCGGUGACCACGCCCUGCGGACACACCUUCUGUAGGAGCUGCCUGGAGCGUUGCCUGGAUCACAUGACCCAGUGUCCUCUCUGUAAAGACAGCCUCAAAGAGUACCUAGCAACUGGGCAUUACAGCAUUACGGAGGUUUUAGAUGGCCUGAUUAAAACUUACCUGCCUGAACUGCAUUUGGAGAGGCACAAAAUGCACACGGAGGAGACCGAAGAGUUCUCUGACCCGACAAAGAAUGUCCCGAUGUUCGUUUGCACCAUGGCGUACCCCACUGUCCCGUGCCCUCUGCACGUCUUCGAGCCGAGGUACCGACUGAUGAUCAGGAGGUGCGUGGAGACCGGGACCAAGCGCUUCGGCAUGUGCGUCAGCGACCCGCAGAAAGGGUUUGCAGACUACGGCUGCAUGCUGCAGAUCCGGAGCACGCACGUCUUCCCCGACGGACGCUCGGUGGUGGACACCGUCGGCUGGAAGCGGUUCCAGGUCCUGAGCCGGGGCGUGAGGGACGGCUACAACGUCGCCGACAUCCAGUUCCUGGAGGACGCAAAGGUGGACAGUGAGCAGGGACUGGCGAAACUCGCGGUGCUCCACGACCAGGUGUACAAGCAGGCCUGCUCCUGGUUCCAGAACCUGAAGAGCCGCUUCAGGGGGCAGAUCCUGCAGCACUUCGGGCCCAUGCCAGAGGGGGAGACGGACAUACAGGCCACGCCCAACGGACCGGCUUGGUGCUGGUGGCUCCUGGCCGUCCUGCCUGUGGACCCACGGUACCAGCUGUCUGUGCUGUCCAUGUUGUCCCUGAAAGAGAGGCUGACCAAGAUCCAACAGAUCCUCACCUACCUGCAGAGCACCUACAACGAGUAGAGCUUUGGGUCUGCUCUCCCUGGUGCUGUCCAGGCUCCGCCCACUGGCUAACUGCCUUUAUGCACAACAGCCAAUCAGACUUCACCAUAGAUCUGAUCUGUGGCUUAUUGCAUUCGUUAGCAGGCACUGCAGAGCCCAGAGAGCUGUGGCCUAUGUCUGUAGUCUUCACAUUUCCGGGUAGACAACCCGGAAGGGGUGAUAAAUGGCUGAGUUGAGAACACAAAACUGUGGUUCAGAAGCGGAAAAGAGCUUGCAGUGUUCCUCACUGCUCCAUCUCCAAGAGGAAACAGUCCUAAUUGUCCUUUUUUUUGUGCAGAUGAACACCGAAUAAAGUUGUAUAUAAGGGCUAUAAGGAGAGAUGUAGGAGCGGGAUUUGUAGUGAAAAUGGCAGCACGUGCAAUAGUAGUAGUAGUUCACUGCAGGCACACGGCACAAAUAUUAACGUUUUGUCGCGUAAACACAAUAAGAAGCACUGAAAUGUCAAGAUUGUGUCGUUAGCUAGUUAGCCACGUUAGCUUCCGAACGUAACAAAGUUAAUACCCCUUCCGGUCUAGGUCGCCAUCUUGUGAAAUAAGCCGCUUAUGAUGAAUGAACAGUUGCCAACUAUUCUGUGUUGAUGUCAGGAUGAGGGACAUUUUAAAGCAAUUUCUGUGAAAUUUUGACAUUCUGGAAAUAGACAAAUGGAGAUGCUGAGCAUGAGGGGUAGAGAUGUUUCCUGUUUUUUGUUUUUUUUGUUUUGUGUUGGAAUAUUUAAUCCUGACAAAUAAGAAUGUUUUAAUCUGUGCUGGUGGUGAUGGUUUGAGCGGUUGACUCAAGGUUGUAUGUUGUGUGUUGUUGGAUGAUCCACCUGCUAUUUAAUCAAUAACUAUUUUCAUGUCAUACGUGCAGUCAUGAUUACAAAAUCUCAAUAUCUGUGUUGUUAUUGUAUAUGACUGAGUUAUAAAAUAUGACCGUUUCAUAAACUCAAUCCAGCCGAGCAAUUGCCAUGUCUUCUAAAAAAAAAUGCUGUAAUGGGUUUUUUGCAAAAGGAAAUCUGGUAUGCUUGUAUUUCUGUGGUGGCCCAUGGCCUAUAAGACACGUUGCCUUAUACCAUUUUGCAUUUUGUUUUAUGCCACAGUGCAUUGUACAGGUUGUGUUCCUGUUUUUCUGGUAAUAUUGUAACAAGCUUUUCAAGUCAGCAUUUUGCUGCAUUGUUCAUUGUGUAAAUACGCGAAUGAUUGCUUUGUAUGUGUAAAUCACCCGUUUGACAUUUUUACAGAUUUUGCUUUGACAUGUUUUAAGUUAUCAAUUUUGAAUAAAAUAUUUUUUUUUA
Molecule: messenger RNA, 3656 nt
Organism: Anguilla rostrata (American eel)
Lineage: Eukaryota; Metazoa; Chordata; Actinopteri; Anguilliformes; Anguillidae
Product: LON peptidase N-terminal domain and RING finger protein 1-like
Exons: 12
Coding region: 134-2344 (736 amino acids)
Molecular function (GO): ubiquitin protein ligase activity; protein binding
Source: RefSeq, a predicted model, not a curated record